Molecule: messenger RNA, 1633 nt
Organism: Aedes aegypti (yellow fever mosquito)
Lineage: Eukaryota; Metazoa; Arthropoda; Insecta; Diptera; Culicidae
Exons: 2
Coding region: 244-1488 (414 amino acids)
Source: RefSeq, a predicted model, not a curated record
AAACAGCUAUCCAUCCAUAGCAAACUACACCUCAAACCACCUGCCGACAAACGAUUCUCUUUUUGCCAUCCCGUUCUCAAUUCUAUUUCGUUCUCCAGCAGACUCAAGCGACCAAUGUGUUGGUAUGGUGGAUGUCGUUAUCAAUUAACCUUCUGGCUCGCUCUCCUAGUUCGGUGCAGUUCAGUAAUAAUGCGACCAUUCAAGAGCGAUUUUUAGAUAGAUAGCGCGAAAUAUAUUACCGCAAUGAAGCCAAAGAAGUUCAAUCUGAACCAUCACGAUUUGGAAACCAUCGUCAAACGGUAUUACCAAAAUCCAAAACUCCACUUCCGGAUCCAAUCGUCGGAAGUGUCGCACUUCAGCACCAAUCGAGUGGGAUACCUCGGAGAUCAUUUCUUCCUCAAGCUGAAAGUGAUCCUCGAAGACGAAGAAAACCGCGAAGAUGUGAUGAAUUUGUUCUUCAAAGUUCUGCCGACGGCCAUCCCCGCGCUUACCAGCUAUCUGGAAGCCAGCGGAACGUCCCGAAAGGAGACGCGCCUCUACGGUGACCUGUUCGCUCGGAUGGCCCAAUUCACACGAUUUGCUCCGAAGGCGUAUCUGACGAAAGAUGAUCGAUUGUUGGUGUUGGAAAAUUUGGCACUCGAAGGUUAUCGAUCCGUAGCCGGCGCUGAUAUGGGAAUUUUCGAUAAGGCACAUCUGGAGCAAGCGUUGAAGGCACUGGCCAGAUUUCACUGCGCUUCGCGGAUGCUGGAAACGAAAACGGGACGCACUUUACCGGAGUUAUGCCCGGGGGCAUUGGAUGAGAACUGCUGGGUCCUGAAAGAUAACAACCCUCGAGUGGAAGAGUUGGAAAAUGCCAUUCAAGUUUUGUGUGAGCUGGUAAAAGUCGUUGAAAAGGGUAACCCAAAACUUCCCGAAAUUCUUAAUAAAUUGCCCCAAUUCAUUCUGCAAAUCUACGACCUGGUGAAGCCUUCCGAUAAAUACCGAAACGUAUCCAGUCACGGCGAUCUGUGGGGAAGCAAUCUGCUGUUCAAAUAUUCCAAAGCGUCAAUCCCUGAGGAUUGUUUGAUCGUAGACUUUCAAUUCGCACGCUACGCACCGCCAGCUUACGAUGUGAACAUGCUGAUAACACUUACGACCACUGGCGAAUUUCGAAAGCUGCACUACAACCAGUUGAUUGACUUUUAUUACGGAACCGUGAAGCAGAUCUUCAUCGCCAGCUGUCUGUCACCGGAGGAAAUUUUCCCGGAGCGACCGUUUCGGGAAUCCUGCGAGCGCUAUAAGGUUUCCGGGGUUAUCGACAAUUUCCUCAUGAAUCACGUCACGCUGUUGCCCAGAAACUGCGUGGAUCGGAUCUUUUCAUCGCCAGAAGAGUAUAACAAUUUUAGCGGAGAGGACAAAAUUCGCAUGUGUCUCGGAGUUUUGGAUACUGAUUCCAAAUAUAGGAGUAGGAUUACAGGGAUCAUUAGGGAUCUUAUUGAAAUGCUGUGAUUUCAAAUUCUAGUAACAAAUGAUUUGUUGAUCAAUAGAUCUUAUUGUGCAGAAAAGUUCUACCCAUUCCUAGAAACAUUCCGUGAUAGAUAUAAGAAAUUUUGAUAUUGUAAAAUCAAUAAAGGUACAACUAGUGAGAGAAGUA